AUGCCGCCCACAGCGCCUAAGAAGCCUGAUGAGUUUGCCCAGCAGAAAUUGAUGGAUAUGAAAGCCACCACAUGGACACCACGGGUCAAUGCCCAUGUCCCAAAGAGCAGUGGUCCCACUGCUCCCAGUGUGCACACACCGCCUGUCACACAUGGUAUGAAUGCUGCCCAGAUGGCUCAGAUGGCACAAGAGCUUGCAGCCAUGGGGUGGAUAUGCACACAGCCGCCCCAGCCAGCUGCCAAGGCUGUGGAAACCCCGCCGCCCAAAGCAGAAGCAGCGAAGGCUGCACCGCCGCCACCCAAAGCAGCUGUGGAAGCACCCAUGGCAGCACCGCCCAAGGCUGUGGAAACACCAACGCCACCUGCCAAAGCAGCAGCUGUGGAAGCACCCAUGGCAGCACCGCCCAAGGCUGUGGAAACACCGCCAUCGCCCAAAGCAGCUGUGGAAGCACCCAAGGCUGUACCAGCACCGCCCAAAGCCCUGCAACCACCAGCGCCCAAAGCUGUGGAACCUGCACCCAGUGCUGUGCAACCGCCACCGCCCAACCACAUGAGCCCACCACCCAAAGUUUCUAUGGGACCGCCUCCGCCGCCCAUGCAGAUCAAACAAGAGCCGUUGACCCAGCAAGCAUUGCAGGCGCAUGCUCGCGCAAAUGGUUUGCAGAAGGAACAGGACAAGCAGUACACCAGGAGGGCAGCAGCCAACCUGAUCCAGCGACUACGUGAGAACCCAUCACGAACCCAGGGCAUGCCCGCUUUGGCACAGAUGGUGAACGAUGAAGGGAAGAAAUCAGACUUGAUUUCGUUGCUUGCUUAUGAGGAUGCCUCUGAAGGUGAGAUCAACCGCAAGAAAGCUUUGCGCUGGAGUAAGAAAGAAGUUGAAGAUCACUAUGGGGCCGAUGCUGAGAAGAUCAUGAAGUACAAAACCGAACAGGGCAUGAUUGAAGAUGAUGAAAAUUGCCCCGGUGGAGUGCUCUACCUGAUUUCUCGGAAGGAGGAUGAGAAUGAGAAAGGCCAAUGCAUUGCCACAGGCAAAAUGCAGGUGGAUGCCCACAAUGCAAGCGAUGUGAAUGCGUUGAUGACACGACCUGGUUCCAAAAAACGCGGCCAAGAAUCUUCGCCGAGCACACCUUCAGGUGACUCCUCAACGGCAUCAACCAUGCCUGGAACGCCCACCCCGGAUGCGGAACCAAAGAAGAAACCACGAAAGAAUCCAAAGGUGGAAGAGCCUCUCACGGCCAUUCAGAAGGGCCGUGAUAUGGCAAACAAGCUGCUGAAGAAGAAGUCUGAUGCAGCCAAUUUGGCUUUGAAGCUUUACCUCAAGGUCCAUGCUUUGGUGGCAAGUGGGAAGAAUGAGGAGGAGGACUACCUUCCUCUUGCCAAGGACAUGCUGGUUCUGAACAAGGCUUUUGAGAAGCCACAUGGUGUCGCCAAUGCAAUUUACCGACAAGUCAAUAAGCCGUCCGCAAAGUGUGUGGAUGACAUGGAUUCCAAUGGUGUGCGCAAUCUCGCUGAGAAGAUCGGUUCUGGAAAACUUUCAGUUGCAGCUGCUGCAGAUUGCGCUUCAGCAUUCCAGUGCGAUGAAUCGGUUAAGGUGAGCACUUCGCAGCUGGCAAGCUCCACCCAGCGUGAUUUCUUCCGAUGGUUGAGACUCCCUGUCCCCAUUACAACUGUCGAGCUUCCUGUGCUGUUGGAUGCGAGCCAAACCGUUUUGGCAGAAUGCUUGGGGUCUAGGUCCGAUUGGGGCGACUUGUGGCGUGCUCGUGGUUGUGGCGAAGUUGCAGAGAGCCAUGUGCCUAUAAUCGUGCACGAGGUCACCGAUGCCACACGGGCAGCAAUCUGCAAGCUCCUUGCUUGGGAUUUUGCUCAGCUGCAGACUGGUGCAUGGGACUUUGUUGAUCACACUGGAAAAUUUCACAAGAUCGGUUCUAUUCAAGAGAAGCGAUCAGGGGAACAAAUGCCCAUCAAGGGAGCAUUUUGCUUCUGGAAGGGUGACAUGGAAGCCCAUGUUUUAUCUCACAAAACUGCCAGAAACUAUCGGUGCAGUCUCUGCUGCGACCUUUGCCUGGCAGUGAAGAGUCCGAACAACCCUGUGAUGAACAUUGGAAAUUUGACAGUGGACGCGGCAUGGAAGCGCACAAUUUCAUUUGUUGAUCCUUCAGACCCUUCACCAUGGAUGAACGUGCCUGGCUUCACCAACAAAAAAUGCAGACUGCUGGACAUUUUACAUAUCGUGCAUCUUGGAACCCUCCGAGACCUCAUUCCCGCUUGCCUCAUUGACGCCCUGGAUGAUGGCACGUUGGCCCAAAUUUAUGGGAUGCAAGGUCAAAGUGAAGAUUUGAUUUUGUACCGCAUGAGUCAACAUGCGCACAGAUGGGCGAAGGACAACAACAUGGACUUGUAUGUGGGAACGUUGAACCUCCGCAGACUGGGACGGCCAAACCAACGUCACUGGCCAUUUCCCGUGCUUGAUUCAAUAAUCAAAGCAGCACGGACAAGGACUUUGUUUGCGUUUGUCACGUGGCUUGUGUCCAGGUUGGCAACAUACCCGUGUGCAACCCAAGAACAACAACUGAAUGCAAAAGUUCGGGCAGUUUGUUGCUGGACACUUGAUACUGCGCUGAGUAUAUUCAACAUGAACAAAAAGAUCAAAAUGAGAGUGCAAGUGGUGCGGCAGACAACAUGGCUGUGCAGGUUGCAUUCAGCGUGCCACCAGUGGCUUGGGUCACGUUGCAUUGCACAGAGGCGUCUUUUGUACAAAGUGCGUCCCAAGACGCAUUACUUUACACACAUGGUUGACCACCAUGAAGAGACAUGUUUGUGUCUCUUGCACCUGUCAACUUUUGGUGAUGAGGACUUCAUGGGUAAAAUUCGGAAAGUAGCCCAGAGCUGUCAUGGCAAGACAUACAUGCAUGCCUGGGCAAGACGGUACGUGCUCAAACGAGCACUGCAAUGGUCAGAGAUGAAGAAGGAAAAUGUGUUCAUGGUUGUGGUAGUGCAUGGGUGA
Cladocopium goreaui is the source of this 3006-nucleotide messenger RNA. The record is from the annotation of a GenBank genome assembly. Lineage: Eukaryota; Dinophyceae; Suessiales; Symbiodiniaceae.